Candida albicans SC5314 is the source of this 1698-nucleotide messenger RNA. Its product is annotated as putative protein kinase. Lineage: Eukaryota; Fungi; Ascomycota; Pichiomycetes; Serinales; Debaryomycetaceae. The coding region runs from base 1 to 1698 and encodes 565 amino acids. Gene Ontology annotation, molecular function: ATP binding; protein serine/threonine kinase activity. The transcript has a single exon. Gene Ontology annotation, biological process: protein phosphorylation. The record is from RefSeq and is a predicted model, not a curated record.
AUGAUAGAUAUAUUUGAUAUGGAAGAUGAAGUUUCUACAUUAACUUCUCAACUUCAUACUAAAAUAGUUAUUAGCCCUGCCCCAUCAUCUUCUACACAAGAAUUAAAUUAUAAAUUAAUUGAUGCCAUCGAUGAAGAAACUAUAGCUAAUGAAAAAGAAAAAGAAGAAGAAGAGGAUGAUGAUUAUGAUGAUGAAGAUGAUGACUAUUUACCACAAGGGUAUCAACCACAAAUAUCUUCUAGACCUAUAAAAAUCAAUAAUAACAGUAAUAGACAACGAAGGAAAUCAUCAAUAGUUUCAUCAUACGAAGUCAAUAUUACAAAUUCUUAUGUUUCUUCAUCAUUAAUAAUUGAUAGAUCACCAGGAAUUGUUUCUAGUGGAGGAGGAGAAGGAGGAGGAGGAGAGAGUAACAAUAAUAGCAAAUUUGUGUCUAGUGUUAUUUCCCCACCUAGAUUAUCUGAUUUUGAACCAAUUAAAGUAUUAGGGAAAGGAUCAUAUGGGAAAGUUUUAUUAGUGAGACAAGUAUCUACUGGUAGAUUAUUUGCUCAAAAACAAUUGAAAAAAGCUUCAUUGAUAAUCAAUCAACAAGAACAAGAAACAGAUGAUGAUGAUGAGGAGGAGGAGGUGGUGGUGGCUGGUGUCAAAAUCCAUGAAAAAAAUUAUCAACGAACAUUAAAUGAAAAACAAAUAUUAGAAUUAGUUAAUCAUCCAAAUAUAGUUAAAUUAUUUUAUGCUUUCCAAGAUAAUAAUAAAUUAUAUUUAAUAUUAGAAUAUUUACAAGGUGGAGAAUUAUUUCAUCAUUUAGCCAUGGAAAAAUUCAUGAGUGAAAAAGAUUCAAGUUAUUAUAUUGCACAAAUGUUAUUAGGUAUAAGAUAUCUUCAUUUGAAAUUAAAAGUGAUUUAUCGAGAUUUAAAACCAGAAAAUUGUUUAUUAAAUUCAUUUGGUAAUUUAGUAUUAACUGAUUUUGGUUUAAGUAAAAUAGCUGCAGACAACGAAGAUGGAACCACCAAGAAUCAUUCUAUAACGGGGACAGUACAAUAUAUGGCACCAGAAAUUUUACAAGGUGAUCCAUAUGAUUUUGCCGUUGAUUAUUGGUCAUUAGGUUGUGUUGCCUUUGAUCUUUUAACUGGUUCACCUCCAUUUACGGGAACUAAUCCUAAAAAAAUAUUGGAAAAAAUGAAAUCAAUUAAAAAAAAUCUUAAAUUCCCAUUUUAUUUAAGUUUAGAUGCUAAAGAUUUUUUAAGAAAAUUAUUACAAGUAAAUCCAGAGAAAAGAAUUAAUCUUGAUGAUGAAGAAAUAUUCCAAAAAUUCAAACAACAUAGAUUUUUCCGUUAUAUUGAUUGGAAUCAUCUAGAGAAUUUACACCACCACCAAGAAGGAGAAGAAGGUGCAGAAGAAUUAUCAUUUCCAAAGGCAACAAAAAAUGGUCAACAACAAAAAAUGUAUAUGCCACCAAUAUUACCAGUUAUUACUGAUCCAAUAUUAGCAGAAAAUUUUGAUUCUGAAUUCACAGAAAUGGAUUUCACUCCUCCACUACCACCACCACCACCUCCUCCUCCUCCUCCAAUAAUUAUAUCACAACUUCAACAACAAACACGAUUAUCUUCCAGUGGUAAUAAUACUUCUGAUAUUCUAAAUAUUCAAGGAUUCUCUUAUACAAAUCCUAAAUUUAUUGAUUAUUCAUUACAUAAUAAAUAA